AUGCCCCCUCCACUGCCCCCUCCGCGCCAGCUGGCUCUCCCCGCCCAGCUGGCGUCCCCGCCGGGCGGGCCGACUCAGGGACCGGGGCCCCGCCGGCGCGCCCGCUGGGUCUUAGCGCCGGGCACUGGGGUCAGCAACAAGGGGUGGUGGCUUGGAAAGCCCAACGGUGACCUCGUGCCCUUGCGGGUCUUCCUCUUGGCAGAUGGCCCCAGGUCUCUCAGGCCCCCUGGGGUAAGGGUGAGGGUAAACCUGGAGUUCUUUGUGAUUCUUUCCUCCGACUCUAUCACUAUCAGCCUGGCCUCGUCCCGCUAUUCCACUCCGCCUCCCCUGCCCCGCCAGCUCAGUCUCCCCAGCCCCCAUUCCACGUGGACCAGCCAGUGCAGGGGUGGGGAUGGAGGACAGGAAGAGGGGGAGUCAGCUCUGGGAGGAGGAGAGGGGAAAGGAGUCUGGCGGCAGCGACUCUCUCGCUUCGCCCUCACCGCAGGCCUUCCCAAGCUCCAGGCAGCAUGCUCCGCGCGGGGGCCCCCCAGCCACACCCUCCGCCGGCUCCCCCUACUGUCGCCGCCGCCGCUGCUGCUGCUGCUGCUGCUGCUGCUGCUACUACUGGUGCAGGCCGUGAGGAGGGGGCUGGGCCGCGCCAGUCUGGCCGGCGCCCUCCUGGAAGAAGUGGUUAUCCAGAGGUACCACAUCCCCAGGGCCUGUCCCCAGGAGGUGCAGAUGGGGUAUUUUGUCUGCUACCACUACAACGGCACUUUCGAGGAUGGCAAGAAGUUUGACUCGAGCUAUGACCGCCACACCUUGGUGGCCAUUGUGGUGGGCGUGGGACAUCUCAUCACCAGCAUGGACCGAGGCCUCAUGGGCAUGUGUGUCAAUGAGCGGCAACGCCUCAUUGUGCCUCCGCACUUGGGCUACUUGGGCUGCACCAAACACAGCAGUGCUCAUUCCCCUGAUGCCACCCACUACUUUGACAUGGUCCUGCUGGAUGUGUGGAAAAAGGCGGACACCGUGCAGGUGAGCACCUAGCUGCGCCCACCCCAUUGCCCCCGCGUGGCCCAGGACAGUGACUGUGUCCACUACCACUACAACGGCACCGCCUUUGACAAAAGCUAUAGCAGGGGCAGAACUUAUGACACCUACGUGGCCUCUGGAUGGCUCAUUAAGGGCAUGGGCCAGGGGCUGCUGGGCAUGUGUCCAGGGAGAAGAAAGGUGAUCAUCCUUCCAUUCCUGGCCUAUGGCGAGAAAGGCUAUGCGACUGUGAUCCCCCCGCAGGCCUCCCUGGUCUUCCAUGUCCUACUGAUUGACGUCCACAACCCAAAGGACACCAUCCAGCUGGGGACACUGGAGCUGCCACCUGGCUGCGUCCUGAGAGCCGUAGCCGGGGACUUCAUGCGUUACCACUACAAUAGCUCCCUGUUCAAUGGCACCCUCUUUGAUUCCAGCUACUCCCACAACCACACCUACAAUACCUUCGUGGGGCAGGGUUACAUCAUCCCCGGGAUGGACCAGCGGUUACAGGGCUCGUGCAUGGGGGAGCGCCGGAGGAUCACCCUCCCCACACACCUCGCCUAUGGGGAGAACGGGACUGGUAGGCUUGUUCCCUGAUCCCAGCCAGCACCUCAGCUCCUCCUGACCUCCCCUUGACGGGGGGAUUCCAGCUGAUGCUCUGCCCCCACCCCAGCUUCUGCCACAUGGACUCCAUCCUUUUCUCCAGGGCAGUCUCCCACUUCCUCCUUCCACACUGGAGAAGGGCAGCCGACCCUGAGUUUGAGAGGGAGGGUGGUUACGGGAGACCAGAAACAGCAUAGCCCUAGAGGCAAAGACACCUGGACUUGAGACCUAGCUUUGCUGGAUGCCUCAGUGUGCUCACUUGUAAAAUGGGACUAAUCACAUAGCCCAACAGGGUAAAUUAUUGGGACGUUCCAAGGUGUAUGUAAAGGGCUUUCUAACUGGCAUGCUCUCCCUCCCCUCCACUGCCUCCCCACCGCCAGAGUAUAUUAGAAGAGGGGACUAGGUAGACAAACAUCCCACCCCAUCCUCGUUUAAACCCCCUGGCAGGGAAGGUCUGGGGCCUCUGUGGAGGCCUGAGGCCCACUAGACAAGAUCCCUGGCUCCGCUGGGCUGAUGUUUGAUGUCCACAUCAUCGACUUCCACAACCCUGCGGAUCCAGUGGAAAUCAAGACACUGUCCCAGCCCGCCGAGACCUGCAACGAGACGGCCAAGCCUGGGGACUUUGUCCACUACCACUAUAACUGCUCUCUGCUGGAUGGCACCAGGCUCUUCUCCUCGUGGAUCCAAGGCAGGGCAAGGGCUGGGCAGCUCAGGGGGUCCCUGGCAGUGCGGUGCUGCUGUUUGAGGUGAAGCUGGUGUCCCAGGAGGAUGGGCUGCCUACAGGCUACCUGUUUGUGUGGCAUGAGGACCCUCCUGCCAACUUGUUUGAAGACCUGGACCUCAACAAGGAUGGCGAGGUCCCCCUGGAGGAGUCCUUACUGACUGGCCUCCGCCCAGGAGCCCCUGCCAAGGCCACCUGCAGCUGCUCAGGCCAGGCGCUUGCUCAGUCUCCCCUUCCUUGGCUCUCUGGCCGUUCUCCACCUUCAUCAAGGCUAAAGUCAGUGAAGGCAAAGGAUGCCUCCUGCCUGGCCAGGACCCUGAGAAAACCGUAGGAGACAUUUUCCAGAAUCAGGACUGCAACAAGGACGGCAAAAUCACGGGAAAGAGCUCAAGCUGAAGUCAGAUGAAGAUGGGGAGUGCGUCCAUGAGGAGCUCUGAAGGCCAGAGGCCUGGACCCCAAGGCAAAAGCUCAUGUCUGUGGGGACAGUCACCCUCUCCCCUGCUAGGAUGAGAUCUGGAAGACUCUGAAAAGUGGCCAGAGGGAACAGCUCUGGUCUUCCCACUGCCCAAGAGUAAAAUCACAGCACAGACCUCUAUUUGGUUUUUCUCUUUCAACCCCAAACCCCUUCCUUGAAAGUUUUGGAAUUCCAAGGUCAGUCUGGAGUUGGAUGGAGUCUGUGGGUUGGCUGGGGUCAUCGCCGGCCCCUCACCCAGACCUUCCCUCCAUGGCAGCAGACACUGAGCAGGGCCAAGCUCAUUAUUUCUUAAUUUCCUCAAACUCCCCCUUUACCUGUACUUUCCCCCACCAUCCCCACCCCCCCUCCAGCCCCCAGUCCUCUGUCCUCAGCUCCCCAGGAGCAUGCUUUCCUCCCUUGGCUCUGGCUGGUUCCUAAGGAAGGGGGUGGUUUCAGGAGGGCAGCCCUACCUCACCUGUCCUGGUCCCUUCACCUGUCACAUUCCUCCUCCACCUGUCCUUUCCCCCCUACAAAGAGAAGAGGGGGUCAUUGAGGGCUGAGGGUGAGAGGGGGUGGGUAGAGCUCUGCACCCCCAAAAGAUUAAACUGGCAUCAGACCCCUUUCUCCUUUGUGCCAAAUAAAAGACUAAAG
This is a messenger RNA of Camelus dromedarius (Arabian camel), 3434 nucleotides long. Its product is annotated as peptidyl-prolyl cis-trans isomerase FKBP10-like. NCBI's taxonomy places the organism in Eukaryota, Metazoa, Chordata, Mammalia, Artiodactyla, Camelidae. Gene Ontology annotation, molecular function: peptidyl-prolyl cis-trans isomerase activity. Gene Ontology annotation, cellular component: endoplasmic reticulum. The record is from RefSeq and is a predicted model, not a curated record.